GCCAUCUCUGGAUACUGGGUGUUCAGGAUGUGUUGUCCAACACCUCGGGGGAAUGUAAAUAUCCCACCAUUGUGAGCCUCAUCCCUACCCUAUCCCCAAAAUAUAGGGUCCUAAACCCUCUGGGGGAUGAGCAAUUAAUUGCUGUUACUAGCUGUUAUUAAUUAAUUGUUAGUAACACUGAACAGAUUGAGUCUCUCCCACAAUGUCUGGCCUGGGGAAGGAGGAGAAAGCAGGUUUUGGAUUCCAUCCAGUCCAGGUGUCCGCUCCACCGGUACUGCAGUAUGGGAGGGAGGCCAAGACCUCCAGGAUGGCCACCUCCAGAGAGGUCCAGCUCCAUCACAGCUGCCUGGGACACAUGGGGGCUGGCUGAUGUGCCAGGAGAGGACAGUGACCCACGCAGCCCUCCCUCCCUGCCACUCUGCUGCCAUGUCCAUCCUGGUGACAGGACCUGUGCCCUGAGGACUUCCAGGUGCAGCUCAGUGAUCCUUUCUCAGCAAGACUUAAAGGACACCAGCUUCCCUUCACUGAGAAGGUUGUGGGUACCUCUUCUAAUGAUGGAGAAGGAAGUGGAAAAGGAGGUGGCUGGCCUGCUCCCCUCCACAGCAGCCCAAAUUAUCCCCAUUGGCUCAGAGGCAGGAGGGACCAUGCAGCUUUUCCCCCCCACCUGCCCCUCUGGUGGGAAGGAGCGAGGUGUCCCCGCCAGCUCCCUAUCAGUCGCUGUAACCAGGGAAAAGGGGAAGGCCGUGCCUCGGGACGCGGUGAUAACCCAGGGGAUGCGGCAGAGUGCAAGCCUGCAGCCGUGCUGCCACAGUGCUGCUCGCCAUGGAGGGACCGCACCGCAGCUGCCUCCUCCUCCUCCUCUGCCUGCUCCCACCACCGGGCAUCCCAGGCCCACCGCCGCCUCUGGAGGAACCUCGGGAGCUGCUGCUGCUGCUGCCACCGUCCAGCACCGCUGACCCCACCGCCCACCUGCUGCGCGGCCACCCCUCGGCCCCGGUGCGGCCCUACAGCCUGUCGCUGUCCCCCGAGGAUUAUCGCUACGCCCCCAAACCCCGGCACCUGCGCCCCGGGCGGCUGCGCCGGCUCCUGGGCUCGGCCUUCGACCCCUUCUGGAUGGCGACCGAGGAGCCCCGCGGUCGCAACGGGAGCAUCCUCGAGGAGAACCUGGAAUCCCUGAGCAGGGAGCUGGCCGAGGGUGCCGGGCGGUAUCACCGCAAGCUGUGGCGAGAGGCGGAGGGGCUGGAGCUGCCCCCAGAGCUAGCGGGGGCCCCGGCCCGCCGCCUGCGGCAGUGGCUGGUGGAACGGGCCGCCUGCCGCCUCACCGCCGCCUGGGUGGACCUGGGACCCGUCUUCUGGCCCCGCUGGGUGCGCCACACCACGUGCGAGACCGGGUCCCCCGGCUGCUCCUGGCCCCCCGGCAUGAGCUGCCGGCCCGCACAGCUCACCCGCAUCAAGCUGCUGGCCUGGCACUGCUGGACCCCGCAGCACCCCGGGCCCCCAAAUUGCACCUGGCGGCAGAUCCCCUACCCUGUCGUGGCCGCCUGCAAGUGCUCCUGCCGCUGAGGGGGCUGCGGGGACUCCGGAGGUGCCUCCCGGUGCCUGUUCUUGCGGCCAAAAGGCUUGAGAAAAAGCAAACGUCUGCCUGGACUCACCCUCGGAGCUGGGGGAAAAGCCCCCAGAGAGAAAUAAACCUCCAGGAAGGAAGUGGGGAUGGCUGUGGUUGUUGCUCUGUGUCUCCCUGCCGAAGCCCCUGGGUGGGGGGUGCAGCUGCUUUGCCCCUCAGCCACCGUGAGGCAUUGGCACCAGCGGAGGCCCUUGUGCAGCGCUCAUCUCCAGCAAAGGAUGAGGGAUGGAAAAAUGAUGGCACUGAACCGCAGGUUCUGUCUGCACCAGGACUUUCUCAGUCCAAGCUGGGGCAUCCCUGCCUGCCUGGGUGGGGCUGCAGGCAGGGAAACAGGGCAAGGGAAUUCCAGCAGAGAAAGGGUAGAGGUGGGUCACUGCUUGGGGUGGAAACAGCAGUGUGGAGAGGGGCUGGAGUGAAUCAGUGGGGUAGUUUGGGACUGAAACAAGGCAGCCUAGUGAGGGUAGAAAAAGUGGGGGGUGGGCCAUGACCCAGGGCUGGAAGCAUUUUUGGGACUAAGUGUGUAUGAAAAUGGGAUGGGAUAGGAUAGUCCCCUACUCUGAGGUAAAAUGGGUGAAAUACGUGGAUCCCUCAGCUA
This is a messenger RNA of Pseudopodoces humilis (Tibetan ground-tit), 2219 nucleotides long. The record is from RefSeq and is a predicted model, not a curated record. Lineage: Eukaryota; Metazoa; Chordata; Aves; Passeriformes; Paridae.